AUGGCUCGUCCGAUGGAAAAGAUUAUUGACAUCAACGACACAAAAGAGCUGUGGAAAGUGGCGGUCAGAGUGUCCCAUAAAUGGAAGGUACUGUCCAAUAAUAAGGAGCACUUCGAGAUGAUAUUUGAAGACAAAGAGGGUUGUGAUAUUCACGUCAUUGUUCCAACUGCAUGCAUGGCCGCAUACCAUGACAAAUUUGAGGUGGGCCAUACCUAUACCGUGUCAAAUUUUGCGGUUCACCCAAAUAACUUAGUUUUCAAACCAUGCUCCCACAAGUUCUUGGUUAAAUUCACGGGAGGCACUGCUGUUGGUGAUGUUGACAAACAUGAGAUACCCCCAAAACCCCGAACUUUCACCAGUUUCUCUGACAUCAUAACCGGAAACUUUCAAAAGAACGUGCUCAUUGACGUUAUUGGUAUGCUCGAGAGUAUUGGGUAUCAACAAAUGCAGAGUGGGGGGAAAAAACUUCAGGUUAAUUUUCUGCUCAGAGAUUCGAGCAACAACACCAUAAAUUGCACCCUUUGGGAGGACUAUGCCAACGAUUUUUUUAAGUUUAACGAGAAAAACACUGCAACAACUGACCCGACCGUUGUUUUGCUUCAGUAUGCAAAAGUUAAGGAGGCUGGCCAUUACCCACUCUCUGUUACCAACACAUUCCAUGUUACCAAGCUCCUUAUCAAUCCAGAUUUGCCUUGUGUCAAGGACUUCCUCAACAGUUUCCCAAAGGAAUCACUGCGUAUUGUUUCCACACAGCAGACCUCUCAGUCUCAACAAUACUCCCGCAGUUCCACAAAUGACAGUGUUGGUCAUAGUCUUGCACAUAAGUUGCUGCACGGGGCUGUUUCUAAUACUUUCUGUGCUACGUAUGCAAAAACGAGAAAACUAAUUGCGUCUUCCUACGGAUGGUACUACCAGUGCUGCCAUGAAUGCACUAAAUCUGUUCGCGGUGACAAACCUCCCUACAAAUGUGAUAAUGGACAUUCUACUGAGGCUGAAAUCUAUAAGUAUAAGAUUGAAGUUGAAGGUUUCCAUGGGGAAACUUCUUGCAAAUUUAUUUUCUGGGAUCGAGAAUGUACUGAAAUCUUAGAGUUGUCAGCUGCUCAGAUGCGGGAAACAAUGAUAAAGGCUGGUAUCACAGAUCCAUUGGAAUUCCCGUUAGCUCUCGAUAAAAUGUUGGGCCUGGAUCUUGCUUUAAGGGUUAAAUGGCAGCCUAGCUGGGACAGCGCCUCAGUUGUCAUGUUCAUAAAAGAUAGCGACUUCGUUAAACAAUUCAAGGCGCCUUGGACGGACAGUCAGGUUGUGAGUUCUGAACCAUCCGCAACACCCCUUCCACUGCAGAUUAAAGAGAGCGUGGAUGAGGCUAAAACUGAUGCUGCUGAUGAUUGUGACGUUGUUACGGACCUAGAGAUAACAUCCAAGCACAACCCGGAGCCUUUAACACCCACCGCAAAAAGGCAGAAUCAUGAUGCCUCCAGUGAAUCAACAUCUGUACGUGAUGGUGAACUGUCUUCAACCAAACUGAAGAAGAUCAUCAAGUUGGAGAACAACAAAUAG
Messenger RNA from Vicia villosa (hairy vetch), 1554 nucleotides. RefSeq lists its product as uncharacterized. Gene Ontology annotation, biological process: DNA recombination; DNA replication; DNA repair. The transcript is spliced from 12 exons. Bases 1 to 1554 code for a protein of 517 amino acids. Gene Ontology annotation, cellular component: nucleus. Gene Ontology annotation, molecular function: DNA binding. The record is from RefSeq and is a predicted model, not a curated record. NCBI's taxonomy places the organism in Eukaryota, Viridiplantae, Streptophyta, Magnoliopsida, Fabales, Fabaceae.